Leptopilina boulardi is the source of this 2063-nucleotide messenger RNA. It is a transcript of the gene Polr1F, whose product is annotated as DNA-directed RNA polymerase I subunit RPA43. NCBI's taxonomy places the organism in Eukaryota, Metazoa, Arthropoda, Insecta, Hymenoptera, Figitidae. The transcript is spliced from 4 exons. Gene Ontology annotation, biological process: DNA-templated transcription initiation. The record is from RefSeq and is a predicted model, not a curated record. Gene Ontology annotation, cellular component: RNA polymerase I complex. Bases 130 to 1770 code for a protein of 546 amino acids.
AUACGCGCAACACGUGCUCACAUAACCUCAAAAAUGUACGAGUAUGCGAAUCAAAACAGUUGAGUUUGGUUUUUGAAAUAGUUGUUUUUAUAACAUGAUAUAAAAACAUAAUUUUGUGAAUAAAAUAAAAUGAAGAAAAUGGGUCACAAAGCACCUAGUGAUAUUUAUUGGACUAUUUUGGAAUUAAAAGGACUUCUCGAAGAUGAGGAAUCGUGUGUAUAUUUUGAAAGGCACAGAACACAUUUGGGGAUGGCUUCUUGUAAAAUACGUAAUAUUGAUUCAGCAUUGAGAGAAAUUUUAAAUUCUAAACUCAAUGCAUAUGAUGCCGAAUUAGAUGGGCUUUUGUUGGCUUAUAAAAAUCCAAUAAUUCUCACUCCUGUCGCAGGAAUUCUUAAUGAUACUUCGUACAUUCACAUAGAUGUAGAAGCGGAUUUUUAUAUUUUUCGACCGAAAGUAGAUGCCAAACUAAAGGGAUUCGUUAAUAAAGUGGGAUUUAAUCACAUUGCAGUUUUAGUUCAUAGAGUAUUUAUUGCUUCUAUUCCACAACCAGAGAACGAAGAAGAUUGGCCAGGCAAUAAUGUGAAAAUGAGACAGGAAAUUAAAUUUACUGUAAAUCAAGUAGAUUUUAGUAGCAAAUUACCUUAUAUUCGAGGUGUUUUAUACGAAGAUGAAUAUUUGGAGGGAUGCAAACUCUUUAAUGAAGAUUUAACAGAAAAUUACGAGAGAAUUGAAAUGACUGAAACUUCAAAAAAUAUUAGUUUUCAAGAAGAUUUCGUUGACGAUUCAUCGGGAAUUUCAGCACGUAAAAGAAAACGAAUUACAUUUGAAAGUGAUUCUGAAGAUGAGGAGGUGACAAAAGUAAAGAAAAUAAAAUUAAAAAGUGAAAAAAAUAAAAAUUCCUCGUCUAAUGGAAAUUCACAGGACAUUGAAAAUGAUAACGAAUUGGAAGAUCGAAAACCAAAAAUAAAGAAACGUAAAAAAAUUGUUACUGAUGUUGGAAAAGAAGAAAAUGAAAAUCCAGUUAAUAAUUCUUCGAUUGAUGAAAACACACAGGAUACUGAAAAUGAUAACGAAUUGGAAGAUCGAAAACCAAAAAUAAAGAAGCAUCGACAAAAAAUUGAAAAAGAAGAAAAUGUGAAACAAGUUAAUUCUUCCAUUGAUGAAAACGCACAAGACACUGAAAAUCAUAACGAAUUGGAAGAUCGAAAACCAAAAAUAAAGAAGCAUCGACAAAAAAUUAAAAAAGAAGAAAAUGUGAAACAAGUUAAAAAUUCUUCCAUUGAUGAAAACGCACAAGACACUGAAAAUCAUAACGAAUUGGAAGAUCGAAAACCAAAAAUAAAGAAACAUCGUAAAAAAAUUGACACUGAUGUUGAAAAAGAAGAAAAUGUGAAAUCAAUUGAAAAUUCUUUGAUUGAUGAAAACACACAAGACACGGAAAAUGAAAUUAUUGAUCAAAAACCAAAAAUAAAGAAACAUAAAUCAUCUAAUUCUGAAAUUGAAAAAGAAGAGAAAAAUGUGAAAUUAAAUAAAAAUUCACAGGACACGGAAAAUGAUAACGAAGCUGAUGAUCAAGAAUCAAUAAUAAAUAAAUCGCCAAAGAAGAUGAAAAAAUUGAAAAGAAAAAUUAAAAUUGAACCCGAUUCCGAUGAAAUAGAAAAUGUAAUAAGAAAAAUAAAGACUGAACCAUGUGACGAGAUUGUUAAAGUGAAAAAAGAACCAACUAAACUUAUAAAAUGUAAAAUUCAACCACCAGAUGAUUCUGAUUGAUGACAAAUUUUAUCAUUGAUAAACAUUUUUAAUUUCAAUUAUUUACAAUUUUGUUGUAAAUAGGAAUAUUUAAUUUUAUUCAAGAUAUUCGAUAAAAAUUAGAAAAAAAAGGCUUUCUUUAAUUUUAGAAAAAAAAAAGAAAAGUCAAGUCUUAUGUUGAAAAAAUGAAAUAUCAAAUAUUUUUUAAAUAGAAAAUAAUUUUUUCAUUUUUAUGUAAAUAUUCAAAAAAAAAAGUUCAACAUAUACGUUGUAAAUAAUUACAAAUAAAUAGCUAUUGUAUUAUUAUAACAGUA